GUGAUGCUUUCUGCAUUCCCAGGUUGAUUUGAUUGUUUUAGAAAUAGGAAAUAAUUUUUUUUGCAAAAGAAAAUGAAUGUUAAAUCCUAAGCCCGACCGCACACAAUCACCAACCAACAUGAACGUGUUCAACACUAUGCCCACUGUUGCAGACAUGGGCAUGGUCUGGAUGGGUUCCGGCCCAGCCACAAGUGACAUACCCAUGGGGAUGAUGGCUAAUGAUCAUGGCGAUAUGAUGCUAGACCAUGAAAACAUUUAUUAUACACCUUCGCAUCACAGCAUGUCUAGUCAGUCCAUGGAUGAUAUGAACACCAUACACAGCAGCUCACAUUUAACGGAUUCAAUGGAGAACUACGAAAUGAUGAACUUCAUCGACAUGAAGCACGAAAGCAGCGACUCGAACUUCGCCGAGGACGAAAACUCGCAGCCCGUCUACAUGAUAACGACGUCGACGCAGACGUUGCCAUUUCCGACACGGAAAAUCAAACCGGUCAAACAUCCGGGACUGGUGCUCAAAACGCCGAUCGCCUACCAAAGCAAUACCGAUCCCUCCGUUAUACCGAUACAAAAAGACGGAAUCGCCGUUUGCGAGAAAUGCGGGGCGAUAGGGGUGAAGCACGCCUUCUACACGCGGGAAAGACGGUUUUGCAGCAUGGCCUGUGCAAGGGGCUACAGCGGCCUUAUACCCGAACCGUUACCGCAAUCGAAUCAGAACACGCCCGACACCAAACAACACUUCGCCAAGUAUCGUUUUACACAGAAAACGGAGGACGACUACACCGAUGCUGAAGUUCAGGAACCCGUUCCUCAGUUGAUCCCGCCUCCCGUCGAUCCACCAGUCGAUGAUUCCUUGCCACUGAUAAGGAGGAAAUUGGCCGGAUUGGCGAAUUCCUUCGACUGGGACUCGCAACUGAACGAUCAGUAUUUCGUAGCAGCACCCGUCACGUGUUUUAAGCACGCACCCAUGUCGGAUAUAUGGGAGAACAUCAUGGUUGGAAUGAAGGUGGAAGUAGAAAACACAGAUUGCGACGACAUUUCAGACACGUUUCCCGAUUCAUUUUGGGUGGCCACAGUCAUGAAAAUUGUCGGUUACAAAGCUCAGCUUCGGUACGAGGGUUUCGGUUCGAAUGACUCGAAAGAUUUCUGGGUGACAUUGUGCUCUAAUAUGGUUCAUCCAGUUGGGUGGUGCGCCACCAGGGGUAAACCGCUGAUACCACCUAGAACGAUUCAAGACAAGUACUCCGAUUGGAAGGACUUUUUGAGGAAACGAUUGACCGGUGCCAGGACGUUGCCGUCGAAUUACAGCACGAAGGCCAGCGACAGUCAGCGGUCGAGGUUUGAGGUCGGGUUGAAUCUGGAGGUGGUCGACAAGAAUAGGAUAUCGCAGGUGAAGGUGGCAAUCGUGCAUAAAAUCGUGGGGAAGAGGCUCAACGUCAAAUAUUUCGACCUGCCGCAGGACGAUGCGGGUUUUUGGUGCCACGAGGAUUCCCCUUUGUUGCAUCCUGUUGGAUGGGCGAAGAAAGUGGGUCAUCACAUCGUCGCUCCGGUCGAGUAUAUGGAACGCAUCAACCAAGGUCUGUACGACGAGUACGACGCAACUGAGGAACUAUUCACCCCAUUCCAAGUGGGUUCAAGGGACCACGUAGCUGCAGCCGGCUUCUGCAUAGGUAUGAAACUCGAAGCAAUCGAUCCUCUAAACCUGUCAUCCAUCUGUGUGGCCACCGUCAUGGACGUGUUGCGCUUCGGCUACAUAAUGAUCCGCAUCGACACCUACGAUUCGGACGCAACUGGGGCGGACUGGUUCUGCUAUCACGUCAAGUCGCCUUGCAUCUUUCCGGUAGGUUUCUGCGAACGUUCCGGCAUACCCCUCACACCGCCCAUGGGCUAUGGUCAGGCAUUGUUCAAUUGGACGCAGUAUCUGCGCGACACGAACAACGAGGCGGCCGAACCGUCCUGCUUUAACAACUAUGUGCCGCUGCAUGGUUUCGUUGCCGGCAUGAAGAUCGAAGCUGCCGAUUUAAUGGAUCCAAGGCUGGUGUGCGUUGCCACCGUGGCGAAGGUAGCCGGCAGGAUACUGAAAGUGCACUUCGACGGAUGGGAGGACGAGUACGACCAGUGGUUGGACUGCGAAAGUCCCGACAUUUAUCCGGUCGGCUGGUGUCAGAGUGUCGGACACAAGCUCGAGGGUCCGCCUGCCCAGCCCAAACCUUCAUCACAGGUCAAGACGCCAAAAGCGAGUACUGUCUCUGUAGGCAUCAAGAAGAAGGGAAAAAAGAAGAAAACCAAGGAGAUGAAAUCGACAUCUUCGAACACGGUCAUCAAGCUGAUGAAGCCAGAUGAAUCGAUCGCGGACCAGUCGGUGACCAACACGACAAUCAGUUCGAGCAGCGGUGUCGGUGGUGGUGCGAUGACGAGCGGGAUGAGCGUGAUCACGACGACCACCGAAGACGUGACGGUGAAGGAGGAGGCGAGCGACGACAACGCUGGACCGGAAACUGGUGAGGAACCCGCCGCACCUGUUCUCAAUCAGCCUAUCGCUUCUGAUGUGGUCGAUCCGCCACACGAAAGGAAAGUCAACACCAAUGGUAACACUAGUACAAAAUAUAUACCUCGAUUAGUUGAUACCUCAGGGGGGACCAACGAAUCUGGCAAAUUGGUUCCGGACGAGUGGAACGUUUUCGAUGUUGCGCAAUUUUUGAGGGUUAACGAGUGUGCGAAUUACUGUGACGCCUUCACCAAACAGAAGGUGGACGGGAAGUCAUUGAUGAAUUUGAAUAAGGAGGAUAUCUUGGAAUAUACGGGCGGAAAAGUUGGACCCUCAUUAAAAAUAUAUGAUCUCAUACAACAGUUGAAAAUAAAAGUAAAUCCCUCGCAACUGCGCCAUAUGAAAGUAAACAAUAUCAAAAAGUUUUUAUAGUGCCUACAACCUUCAGAUAACUUGAGUGCAUGAGGCUCAACUCUCUAAAAGUUGGUAAUGUAUCUCAAGUAGUGAUAUUUAAGUUAAUUCCUUUUUCUUCUGUUUUAUAUAUAGUGUGUUUGAAUAUGUGUGUACCACCAUGAAGGAGCACGUUCCUGAUGCAAAGGUAGUGUAUCUAGUGUUUGUACCUUCAAUAUCAGAGGAGCUAACAGUUUUUAAUGUUGACGAAUAUGAAUGCAUCUUCAGUCGAGUUAGCAGUUGAAGUAAAUAUUCAACUGCCAACAUAUUUGUCAUUUUGCAUUCCUAUUAGUUACCUUUGAAGGCCUCUACCACUUCUGUGGUGUAAAUUAACAUACAUAUACUUGCUUCGUAAAUGGGCCCCUUCAAGGUGGUUCGCGAAUAUUCAAUCACUCUGUAAAUAUAAUAUAUUUAUAUUUUUGCGUGUGACUUUCAUUUGUAUUAAUUUAUAUUAUGAAUCGCCUUUCUCGUAUUGAAUUAAAAUGUAAUCGGAUACAAAUAAUUUGUAUAUUAUUCCAGAUCGAAAUUAUCAAUAAAGUUAUACAAAGUAUUCAAUUUC
Aethina tumida (small hive beetle) is the source of this 3494-nucleotide messenger RNA. It is a transcript of the gene Sfmbt, whose product is annotated as polycomb protein Sfmbt. Gene Ontology annotation, molecular function: zinc ion binding. The record is from RefSeq and is a predicted model, not a curated record. Gene Ontology annotation, cellular component: nucleus. Lineage: Eukaryota; Metazoa; Arthropoda; Insecta; Coleoptera; Nitidulidae. Gene Ontology annotation, biological process: heterochromatin formation; regulation of DNA-templated transcription. The transcript has 10 exons. The coding region runs from base 77 to 2917 and encodes 946 amino acids.